Messenger RNA from Spinacia oleracea (spinach), 1730 nucleotides. Its product is annotated as PP2A regulatory subunit TAP46. Gene Ontology annotation, cellular component: cytosol. The record is from RefSeq and is a predicted model, not a curated record. The transcript has 9 exons. Gene Ontology annotation, molecular function: protein phosphatase 2A binding. The coding region runs from base 151 to 1368 and encodes 405 amino acids. Lineage: Eukaryota; Viridiplantae; Streptophyta; Magnoliopsida; Caryophyllales; Amaranthaceae. Gene Ontology annotation, biological process: regulation of signal transduction; regulation of dephosphorylation.
UCCACCAUUUUGCUACUCCGUACUUCAAAAUUCCAGUUCCUUUUCUCCAGAACUUCAUCCCCAAUUACCUAACCAAAUCACCGGGAAAAAAACCUAAUUUGUUUAAUCUCGGCCUAAUCUUCGCGCGCUUUCUCUCUCCUGAAUUGGAAAAUGGGGGAUUCGAAGAUUUCAGAGAUGACGUUACCUUCUCUCUUUGAUCAAGCUCGUAAGAUUCACCAAUUGGCCUCUGAUUCAUCCAUUGAUCAGGAGAGUAUACGAAAGGGGUGUGAAAUGUUGGAGAAGUGCGAGGAAAUGAUUAGCAGAUUGGGGCUGUUUUCGACUAAUGAAACUAAAGAGGAUAUUAGCACUGCUAAUCUAAAGUAUAUUAUGGUUCCAUACUACUUAGGAGAGCUGACCGAAAAAGUUUCACAGGAAGAUAGGGUACCGUUACUCAAAGCUUCACAAGCAAAGCUGAAGGAAUUUGUUUCAUUUUGUGAAGCCAUGGAGCUCGUACCUGAAGAAGAGUUGGAAUCUUCUGGGCAAGGUGGCUCUAAUACCUUUGCUGAUAAAAGGGCCAGAAAGAUUGCUCGGUUCAAACGACAAAAGGCUGCAGAGUCAAAGCUACUAGAGAUCAAAGAGCGUAGGGAACGGCGUGGACGUUCAACAAGAGCUGCUGCAUUAUCUACACCAGUUGAGGCAGGAGAGGAAGAUGUGUUGGAUGAUGAUGGAGAGGAAGAGAGAGAGGCAUGGCUUACCACCAUUUCUUUGGCAAUUUGCAAGGUCUUGGAUUUGCUAGAAAUGCUGAAGAAAGAGGAAGAAAUGCUCUCUGCUGUGAAAGAGAGACAGAUGCAGGACGGGGGUAAGGAAUUUACUGAGUCUGUUUUAGAUGAACGGACAAGUAAGGUGGAAGCGUGGCAUCGUGAUUCUGCAGCCCGAGCUCCAUACACAAAACCAGCACAGCCUAUAACAUGUGCUACCUUUGCUAAAGAUGUCCUUGAAGGGAGAGCAAGUGUUUCACAGGGACAUGAACACAAACACCAGCCUCUCUUAUUUGGACCAGCUAGUCUCGUGGGCAGAAAUCUUACAACUGAAAGAGAAAGAAUGGCAGCUCAGGUUUUUCAACCUGGUCAUAGAUUACCGACCAUGAGUAUAGAAGAAGCUGGUGAGACGGAGAUGAACAUGAUGAAUGAAUGGCAGGAGAAUACCAAAAAGUACAUUGAGGAAGCGACUUCCUCAUGGUACAGAGAUCCUAUUAAACCUGGUCCUCCAAAGGAGGAUGAAGAAGAAGAUGAUGAUGAUGAUGCAGUGGACAGAGCCAGAGCAUUUGACGACUGGAAAGACGAUAAUCCUCGUGGUGCAGGAAACUCAAAGCUCACUCCUUGUGGUUAAACAUAUCAGAACAUUUACCUUUCUAUCCUUGAAGAGUACAAUUAUAUAAUCUUAUUAGGAGGUUGCAGGUUGUGUAACAACAAUAGGUGAUAUAGUAUAUCUUUUUAUGGUUGUAUUUGUAGAUCAUGGUUGUUUUCUUUUGUUCAUGGUUAUAUGUGAUGUCUUCCCAAACAUUUGAGUUAGUAUUAGUGCUCCAAUUUUGAUAUUUUUCGGCGUAAAUUAGCAUGUAAUUUUAGGUGAGUUGUGUGACAUUUCACACUAUGAGCCGUACUUUGAAUCUUUGAUAGCUGUACUUUGAUUUUGUCUUGAAAUUAUACUAGUUUUUAAAAGAAAUUCAGAUGGGAUCUGUUGAGACUUGAGAA